Molecule: messenger RNA, 669 nt
Organism: Colletotrichum chrysophilum
Lineage: Eukaryota; Fungi; Ascomycota; Sordariomycetes; Glomerellales; Glomerellaceae
Exons: 2
Coding region: 1-669 (222 amino acids)
Biological process (GO): RNA processing
Molecular function (GO): ribonuclease III activity
Source: RefSeq, a predicted model, not a curated record
AUGAACCCUCUCCAAGCCGAUCAGAGGAUGUCUGAUGCCGAGGAGAUCCUCGGGUAUGACUUCAAAGACCCUCGCUGGCUCUGGGAAGCGCUACAGGCUGCAGGGUCUCCGGUGACGAGGGUGGGCACGCGGAGUUUGCGCAAGGGCAACAAGCAGCUCGCGGGACUCGGCGACAGGAUUAUCUCGGUCGUAAUUGUCAUGACGUCCGUCGAUGAUAACAUUAGCAUUGGCAACACCAACGCCCGAAUCCAAAUGUGCGCGAACAACGAGCGUCUAGCUAGGCUUUGUGACGCUGUCGGUUUGACCCGGUGCAUCGUCAGAAAUCCGUCCCAGCAGGGGAUGGUGUCGCAACGCACUAAAGCUGACACCCUGGAGGCAGUAGUCGGCGCAGUCUUCAAGGACGGCGGGCUCGACGUUGCCGAGGAGGUGAUUGAGCACCUGGGCAUCAUUGAUCUUCUGGUAACGUUGCAAACUCCCUCAAUAUCCCAUACCAAAUCUGUGAGCAAGAUGACCCUUGACAGUGUGCUCUAUCUAGUCUGCCCCCGGAAUCCCUCGGUUGGGUGCAUCCGACGCCCCGGGAGGAGGUCCACAUACGGAGCCGGGGGGGACAGCCCUUGCUACUCCACCGACUUGGUUGGCGGCGCCUUGCUGAGUAUUCGACCUGGCUAG